CUCCAAUUACAAACACUUGCAACAAUGCAUCAAAUCUAAAAUCUUCUAAUAAUUACAAAACCCAUCACUUGAUAACUUCGUCAUUGCCAGCACCUAAUCUCAUAUAUUAAACUAAAUAAUUCCCCCUAACUAACGGAUUUAACUAUGCCUACCAUGAACAAUCCGACACCCAACAAGCUUAAAACCCAGAAACCAAGCACAUUUGACAUCACAACACACACACACACACACGUUUAGACCAAAAAAAUUGGUUACCUUUAGCUUAACUCUUUCCAGUAUGGCCAAUGAAGAGGGGUGGAUUCCCAUUGUCGAAGAAGACUCGGUUGGUCGUCGAAGCGUGCCAGAUCAGAGGAGCGGUGGUUUUGAUCCACUGACUGGAGUCUACCACUCCCUCCUUCAACUUGAUAAACAUCAACAAAUCCCAACUAGGCCUGACCUUGACACAGCCACAUUUGUGCUAUCACAAUUCCCACAAGCAGACCAAGCCGAGUCACGAGUUGCACUUAUUGAUUCGGCUACUAACCACCGAAUCACUUAUGCCGAGAUGCACCGCUCAAUCAACAAGCUUGCCUCUGGCUUGUACCAUGGGCUUGGAGUCCAGAAAGGUGAUGUCGUUUUCAUCCUGUCCCCAAACUCACUCUUAUAUCCAAUUAUGUGUCUCGCUGUACUCUCCGUUGGAGCAGUUCUUACCACAGCCAACUCACUCAACACCGAGUCAGAAAUCGCCAAGCAAGUACAUGACUCGGGUGCCAAACUUGCCAUUGCUUCCCCGGAAGAGAUACACAAAAUACUCCCUACUGGAGUGCCAACGCUUCUCACUUCACGUCCGAAAGAUGACAGUGCACUUUCCAUUGAAGAGCUGAUUGAUAGCAGUGAACCACUAAAUGUGCCACAAGCCCGGCCAGCUCAGUCUGAUACCGCAGCAAUCUUAUACUCUUCAGGGACUACUGGAAAAAGCAAAGGUGUGCUACUAACACAUGGAAACAUCAUAUCUAUCAUGACACUACUCAGAUGGUCCGUGGACAUAUCAUCGUCUCAAAAUGAUGUGUUCCUCUGCUUCAUACCCAUGUUCCACAUCUACGGUCUUGCAUUUUUCGCCUUGGGAUUGUUUUGUGCGGGUAUUACCACUGUGCUGAUGCCAAGAUUUGACUUCCAAGACAUGCUCAAAGCAAUCCAAACUCAUAAGGUUAAUAAUAUUGCAGCAGUUCCACCAGUGAUACUUGGCCUAGUCAAGUAUAAUACAGGUGGAUAUGACCUGUCCUCACUGAGAAGGGUGGGCUCGGGGGCAGCACCACUGAGCAAAGAGGUGGCAGAUGGGUUCAGAGAGAAGUUUCCAUGGGUUGAGCUAAGGCCAGGCUAUGGGUUAACUGAGACUAGUGGUGGAGCAACAUUCUUUCCUUCCAAUGAACAAGCUAAGGCUCGUUUGGGCUCAUCAGGAAUGUUGAUUCCAAGCUUUAGUGCUAAGGUGGUAGAUUUUGAGACUGGAGUGGCAUUACCACCUUAUAGGGAAGGGGAGUUGUGGUUGAAGAGCCCUGCCGUAAUGAAAGGGUAUUUGGGAAAUGAGGAAGCGACAACUGCGACCAUUGACCCAGAUGGGUGGCUGAAAACUGGAGAUCUUUGUUACUUCGACGGAGAUGGAUUUCUAUACAUCGUUGAUCGGAUAAAGGAGCUUAUCAAGCACAAUGGAUAUCAGGUAAUAUCAGUAAUAUUCAAGUUAUUUGGACAGAGAGAUUAAGAUCAUAUCUGUGAACCACCAAACAAAUUGUUAUGAAUGCAAGUGCAGGUGGCACCAGCAGAACUGGAAGCACAACUUCUGACUCAUUCCCAGAUUCUUGAUGCAGCUGUUAUACCGUACUUAGCUAAACCAUCCAUCAUCUUCUUAUUCUCUCUCUCCAUUUAUCUAUCUAUCUAUCUAUCUACUAAGUAUAUACAUAUAUGUGUGUGUGUGUAAAUGCAUGUGUAAAUGUAUAAUGUACACAUGAAGAUAUAUCUGACAAAGUAAAAUCUUACAGACUUGAAGAUGAAGAAGCAGGACAGAUACCAAUGGCAUAUGUGGUGAAAGCAGCUGGUUCUGAACUCACUGAAGUCCAAGUUAUUCAAUUUGUUGCUGGCCAGGUUUGUGUUUGCCCCUCCAUCCUCUCUCCUCAGCAACUAUCACAAAAAGAUAAAACUCUAAUUCCCAGGUUUAAACUCUCAGGUAGCCCCAUACAAAAAAAUUAGAAGAGUCGCUUUCAUCAAUGCCAUCCCAAGAUCAGCUGCUGGCAAAAUUUUGCGGAAGGAUUUAGUUUCUCUAAGCAAACAGAGAGGCAUCUCCAAACUGUAACAAUCCCAUGUUGAUUUCUCCUUUUUCUACUAUAAUAUUUAGAUCUGAGAAAGGUCAUCUUAAAUGAGUGCAUUGGGUAUCCUUCAUGUUACAGCAUUACAUUGGAGGAAAAUAUAUAUAGAUACAAGAGCAUGAGUUUAAGACACAAAAAUAAUUCACAGGAUAUCCAUUCUGUAAAAGCUAUAUAUUGGCAGAAGAGACACAGAUAGGAGCAUGAGUUUAAGACAAAAAGUAUGCAUAGGGUAUCCAUCAUGUUACAGCAUUGUAUUGGCAGAAAAGAUAAAGAUAUAAGAGCAGGAGUUUAAAGACAAAAAAUAUGUUCAUGUUACAGCUAUAUAUAUAUAUAUAUAUA
This is a messenger RNA of Ilex paraguariensis (yerba mate), 2675 nucleotides long. The record is from the annotation of a GenBank genome assembly. NCBI's taxonomy places the organism in Eukaryota, Viridiplantae, Streptophyta, Magnoliopsida, Aquifoliales, Aquifoliaceae.